Molecule: messenger RNA, 2454 nt
Organism: Lindgomyces ingoldianus
Lineage: Eukaryota; Fungi; Ascomycota; Dothideomycetes; Pleosporales; Lindgomycetaceae
Exons: 2
Coding region: 225-2180 (651 amino acids)
Molecular function (GO): oxidoreductase activity, acting on paired donors, with incorporation or reduction of molecular oxygen; heme binding; monooxygenase activity
Source: RefSeq, a predicted model, not a curated record
CUUCGACAACCACAUCGCCGAAAUCUAGGCUCAGCUGCAGCAGGAGUUUGCGAAGGAUCGAGAUACGAAUGCAGGGACACAGCCCUAUAGCUUGAUUCUAUCGAGGUCAUUCGAUUGAGUGGAAUACCUUGCCUAAACAAGAGCCUGCCCCGCGGUGCUAGUUCGCCGACGUCUUUGGAAAUAUUCAACUCUUCAUUUCGGCAGACCAGGGCUAUCAAGGGAACAUGAUGGUGUCGGCCCGGGGUCUUCUCUUAGGUGUUUAUACCUCCAACAGCCUUAUAAUGCUGUUGUUUCUCCCACUAUGCUAUCUCAUCCUUCUGAGUCCGUUCAUUUCGUUGUGCAUCUGGAAAUUCGACUUGGAUCAAAAGCUUCUUCAGUUUGUCCCAACGGACUACAAGACCCCGGAUAUUUGGCCACAGGUUUUUAUUUCGCUUGUUGGGAUCUUGCUAGCGACAAGAUAUAUCUCAGGAAAGAGUGAUGGCGAUGAAAAAAAUGAAGGGAAGAGGAGGGUACAACUCCUUCCAUACUGGGUUCUGGGAGUGAGGCAUUGGUGUAAUGCUGUUUUUGGGGGAGAAAGUUGGUUGAGGAGAGUUGCGGACUCAACAAUCUCCAGUAUCUUCGCCUACAGUAUGGCGGGAUCGAAACACAAUGUCAUUCUCUCGACUUCGCUGUUUGAUCAGCUUGUCAAGAAGGCAGAUGUUCUGGAAGAGUCGGAAUUGGAUCAGUGGAUCGUGCUCCAGAACACAUGCAAUAUGCCCAAGAACAUGAGAGAACAGUACCUUCAGAUCAGACCCAGCAUUUCAAAGACGCUCGAUGCUGAGAUUUUCUCGGGGAAGCAGAUGAAGCAGCUCAUUUCGGCCUCUCUAUCUAUCCUGUCAGACUCUCUACCCGAUCUCAUCACCUUUAAUUCUUCUAUUGUCGAUCAGAUGGCUUGGGAACGAGUUGCAAACCUAGACCUAACUGACGGUACUGUUGAGGUUGAAUGCGAGUUGUUCGCUUUGAUCAACGAAUUUUUUUGCAACGCCAUCCUCCCUCCAAUCACUGGCUCAUCAUUUCCGGAAUCAUAUCAGCUCUUAGCGACUGAUUUGGCCACCUUCAAUCAAUCAUUCUUCGGGCUUGCUAUGGGAUUCCCGAGGUUCUUCCCUAUGCCAGGAUUACCAACGGCGAGUUUGGCGAGGAAAAGACUAUUUCAGAAUCUAGUUCGAUUCUUGAAUGACCUUACGGAUCCUCCGGUGAAGAGAACCAUUCCUGAUGACGAGAGUCUGAGUGGAGAAGAGGAGAUGGAUGCAGAGACACCGACACCGCUUUCUGCUUUGAAUGAUAUAUUCUCCCAGCAUGAUUUACCGAUCCCAGCGCGUGCUGCGAUAGCACUUAAAGUGUUACACGAGGUCGUCUCGGAAGCAGUGCCUCUGGCAUUUUGGACAUUGUUACACAUUUAUUCUGCCUCGACACCAUCAUCGACCAAGACGGAGGCCCAAGGCAGCGAGCCAACACCUUUGGAUCUUAUAAGGGAAGAGACAAAGGGCUGGGCUGAAGCAAUCCAGCCACCGUCGAUCCACCCUUCCUUCCCUGCACCACCAGAAAUAUCGUAUGCAUCUCACACUCAGCUACUCUCCAUCUCCUCAUUACCGUUCCUCCGAUCCUGUAUCAGUGAAUCCCGCCGUUUCUAUACCGCCUCUCUCACCACUGCCAAAGUCACAAAGCCAGCCCACCUCUACGAACCUGAAGCCACUCGGCCUGGGGUGCUGGAACAAUGGGAACUAGACGUUGGAUCCUACAUCGACGUUGGAAUCUCCCAAACCCUUAUCAACACAUCAUCCGCCAAUUAUCUGACGCCUCGGCAAUUCAAACAUGACCGCUUCCUGAAUUCUAACUCGCCGCCUCCUGGUAUCUCGUCGCCUUUUAGUCCCUCUACGGAACUUACAGAAGCCCUCUUGAUGUCACUUGUAGCAGGUGUAGUCCAACUCUGGGAUAUAUCUGCGGCGCCAAAGAAGACGAUUUUCGAACACAUGCAGGCUGCUCAGGCUGCUGCUUCAGGGCAAGAAGAACCAAAAACUGAGAAGAAAGUUGGAGUUUGGAUGGUACCAAAGGCUGUUGAUGGAGCGAGUGUUAAAAUCCCGCAGGGAGAGAUUAGGGUGAGGAUUAGGAGAAGAGAGGGCCUUGAUGGACCGUCGCGUUGAGGAAGGGGAGGUGAAUGGGGGUGGAGCGGAGUGGAAUAAGUGGGGAAGCCAAGUGGAGGCAGGGCGUAAAUGCAGAAGUGAACCUCAGGAAGAGCGAGCUAGGAGCUCAGACUAAAGCAGUGGGUAUCGGGCAUUUGGAUGCGCAUUGUGGCAAUCUUAAGUUUAGUAGGUCUGAGUGUGGGUGAUUAGUGGUAACUGUGGCUGGGACUCAACCAUGGUUCAAGACAACUCAACACAUGAAGCUAAAGAUAGGGAAGAUGCAGGGAGAUUUAGG